UCAGAUGGGGGUGUGAAGUAUUUCGAAACUCAGGAUGAGAACCGGUGCAACUGGAUGAUGUUUGUGCGGCCGGCCAAGACAUUCGCGGAACAAAAUCUGAUAGCCUUCCAGUACAAAGAGGAUAUCUACUUCACUGUGACGAGACUCAUAGAAAGCAAACAAGAGUUAAAGGUGUGGUAUGCAGCACAUUAUGCAGACAGACUUGGGGUCAGUACUCUAAGAAUGACAGAAGAAGACUUGCAAGCUUUGGAUGAAGAAGAUUCCAAGUUUGGUUGCUUUGAAUGCAGCCGCAAGUUCCGAUCUUCUGCAGCCCUGCAACAACAUCUUAUUUCACAUGACAACGAGGAUAUAAAGGACUUUGACGAUGAAGGCGGCGAUGAUGCAGACUUUAUUGUUGUAGAGGCAGGAAGAAAAGUUGACAAGCAGAAAGGAACUUUCCUCCGGGGACAGUUGACCCGGGGAAAAAGAAGAAAUAUCAUGUUUGACUGCAGCAAGUGCACUAAAUGUUUCAGCACUGAGGAAAAACUCCUGAAGCACCAGAUGGUGCAUGGGGAUGAUGCUAACAAACCAUUGGAGUGUCCCGUCUGCUUUAAGCGGGUGAUGAACAACUCGGCCAUGGCCUGCCACAUGAAGACUCACAGUGACAGGAAGUACUACGACUGCCCGGUGUGUGGCCAGGACUUUGACAUGGUAGCCCACCUGAAGGAGCAUGCUGUCGCACACAUGGACGAGCUGGGUCACUUCCCCUGCACUAGCUGCAGCAAGUCUUUCGAGGACUUUAGCGUUCUCAAGAAGCAUGUGAAGAGCUUCCAUUCUGAUCGGGAGUUCCAGUGUCCAGAGUGUGGCAAGCCCUUUCCCAGAAUGGACAAGCUGCGUCUGCACAUGCUACGACACACAAACCACAGGGAGUUUAUGUGUGAGACAUGUGGCCGGCAGUUCAAGCGCAAGGACAAGCUCAAAGAACACAUGAAGAGGAUGCACUCUAAGGAGAAGAUGGAACAACAGCUGUCUGCCAAGCUACAACAGAACAACUUGAAACAAGUGGGAAAAUUUACCCCAAAAGUAAUGCCUUCAGAGUACCACCGGUUUAUCUACAAGUGCCACACUUGUCUUUUGGGUUUCAAGCGUCGUGGCAUGCUGGUGAACCACCUGGCAAAGAGACAUCCAGACAUUAAACCCGAUCAGGUGCCGGAACUCAAUCUGCCGAUCCUGAAGACUCAGAAAGACUUCUAUUGUCAGUACUGCAACAAGAUCUAUAAAUCAUCCUCCAAACGAAAAGCCCAUAUCACUAAAAACCACCCAGGUUGCCAGGUGCCUCCAUCAUCUCGCAAGAAGCUCCUGUCGCCAGAUGGCAUAGUUGGUUUCCCCCCAAACUCCUUCUCACACACAGUCAGCAGCAUCACCACCAUGCCCCAUGGCUGCAAGUUUUGUCACAAACAGUAUGCCAGCAAGGCCAAACUCUUGCAGCACCAAAGAAAGAGUCACUCUAAACUUGUUGAACCGGCUCAUGGGAGACGUAAAAUCAAGAGGGAGAUACACCAGCAGCAGGACUUCCUCAUCACUGUCACAGAUGGAGAACACGGUCUGCCAGACAGAUAUGAGGCUGUACCAAUAGCAGUGGUCACUCAGGCGGACUCCCUUCCCGGCACGGAUCUGCUGACUCAGGCCAUGAGUGAGCUGCACAGUUACCCCAGUGAGUUUACUAUCGGCUCCCGGCUGACUCAGGGAGGAGCCUCAACCAUGGUACUUCAACCAACCACAAUCGACAUCAAUCAGUUAAACCAAGCCCUGCAUUCAUUCACAGCACAGACAGGAGGUGUGGCCACAGUUUUAACCCAGCCUCCUCAGCCUUUGAGUCCCACCCAGUCUGUCACCGUGAUGGCACCUAAUGGGCCCCAGACAAUUAACUUAAGCAAUGCUCAGUUUAUUACUAGAGCCUGGUCUGGUGGUUUUACUCCUUCUUUUAGAUAG
Messenger RNA from Candidula unifasciata, 1971 nucleotides. Lineage: Eukaryota; Metazoa; Mollusca; Gastropoda; Stylommatophora; Geomitridae. The record is from the annotation of a GenBank genome assembly.